CGCGCGCGGCCUUCUCCCGCCCCUCCCGAGUCGGGCGGGAGAGGGGAGGGAGCGGGUGCCACGUCUCCGUGCGUGGGGCUUUGUGCGGGGAACAGCGCCGCCGCUGCUCGCCCCGAGCCAUGGGCUCCUCGCAGAGCGUCGAGAUCCCCGGAGGGGGCACCGAGGGCUACCACGUCCUGCGGGUACAAGAAAACUCUCCGGGCCAUAGAGCUGGAUUGGAGCCAUUCUUUGAUUUUAUCGUGUCCAUUAAUGGUUCAAGAUUGAAUAAAGACAAUGAUACUCUCAAGGACCUCUUGAAAGCAAAUGUUGAAAAGCCUGUAAAAAUGCUGGUGUACAGUAGCAAAACACUGGAGCUGAGGGAAACAUCAGUGACCCCCAGCAACAUGUGGGGUGGACAGGGCCUGUUGGGCGUGAGCAUUCGUUUCUGCAGCUUUGACGGGGCCAAUGAAAACGUAUGGCAUGUUUUGGAAGUGGAACCUAAUUCUCCUGCUGCAUUAGCUGGACUUAGACCUCAUAGUGACUAUAUCAUUGGAGCAGAUACAGUCAUGAAUGAGUCUGAAGAUCUCUUUUCCCUUAUUGAAACACAUGAAGCAAAGCCAUUAAAACUUUACGUGUACAACACAGACACUGAUAAUUGUCGGGAGGUGGUGAUUACUCCAAAUUCUUCCUGGGGUGGAGAAGGCAGCCUAGGCUGUGGCAUUGGUUAUGGAUAUUUACAUAGGAUACCUACACGCCCAUUUGAAGAGGGAAAGAAAAUUUCUCUCCCAGGACAGUUGCCCAGUGCAUCUCUCAGUCCUCUCAAAGAUGGCUUCACAGAGGUUCAGCUGUCAUCAGUUAAUCCCACAGCCACAUUACCCCCUGGGUCAGCAGGACUUGAACAGAGUCUUUCAGGACUUUCUAUUAGUUCACCCUCAACUACUGUCAGUAACGUUCUCAGUACAGGUGUUCCAACAGUUCCAUUAUUACCACCACAAGUCAGUCAGUCCCUCACCUCUGUGCCACCAGUUAACCCAGCAACAACAUUACCAGGUCUGAUGCCAUUACCAGCAGGACUUCCCAACCUGACUGAUCUGUCCAAACUUAAUUUACCUGCACCACACAUUGUCCCAGAAAUCGUGCAGCCCGGUUUGCCAUCCCUUCCUUCCUUGUUGCCGCUGAAUCUAAUGGGAAUAACACCUCUAUCAGUGCCACCCAAAUGUGUUCCUCUGCUUCCUUUGGUCACAGAGGCAUCUACAGUGCCUACAGAUUUGCUUCCCUCCAUUACUCAAGCCGGAAGCGUUCCGAUCAACCCUGCCACUACUGUAAAUGUAGAACAGACCUCGACGCUCACCUUGGAUAGUACUACCCCAACUUCUAAGGCAACUGUUGUUGACAGAUCAAGUGAAUCCUCCACAGUUAAUGAGAAAACCUCUGGAGUCACAGAUACACAAGCUUCUGAAUCAUAACUCCAGGUCACUCUGUUGGAUUGGCUUGGUAUUUAUGUAGCCAUUGGAUACAUAUUUGAAGAGCAACCUAUCAUUAAUUUCAUACUAGUUUGUACUUAAUCUUAGGAGUCCUGUAAAUAAUAUGGAGGUAUAAUAAAAAUAAAAGGGGGUUUAUAAAGUGUGUGUGGUGGGAGGGGAAGAAGAGUACUUGUAUGUAACCAAAAAACAAGUCAAGGUGGUACAUAGAUUUCCACUGCCAAACUCGGAGGUAUAUGUUUUUAAUAUAGGCUGAUGGCUUUAGCCUGCUAGGCCUGUCCUUGCUUAUAAUUAGCAGUUUUUGCUUCGGAUAGAAAUGAAGCGGUUCUUGCGUGUGACAUUUACAUACCAUACUUCUUGAUCUUUGCAAGUAUCUUGUUACUACAGUGGGGAUGAGAAUGUUUAGUCCGAGUUGUAUAUUUUAACAUGGCAAAACUUCCACCUAAAGAUAUUUCUAUUAAAGUUGCUGAGUGACCUAUUAACUGACAUCUCGUUAUUCAGCUUUUACACAAAUCUUUGUUUUUAAGCUCUUGAGAGAUGCUCAAGCCAUGUUUUGUGACUGCUGCUGUGUUGUUUCAUAUGCCCGCUGUAAAAUGGCAUUUGGAAGGGAACACAGGAAAUGCUUAAUAUGGCACACAAUUUAGCACUUCAUGACUACUGUAAGACAAGUUAAUGGAUUAAGCAUACAUACAGCAAUAAAUUCCUGGUAUUUUA
Molecule: messenger RNA, 2174 nt
Organism: Pezoporus flaviventris
Lineage: Eukaryota; Metazoa; Chordata; Aves; Psittaciformes; Psittacidae
Gene: GORASP2
Product: golgi reassembly stacking protein 2
Exons: 10
Coding region: 120-1445 (441 amino acids)
Biological process (GO): Golgi organization
Cellular component (GO): Golgi apparatus
Molecular function (GO): protein binding
Source: RefSeq, a predicted model, not a curated record